UAUAGUGUGCGUAUGAUAUGAUGUGCUGUGGUGAAUACCAAGAACUGUACUUUAUUUAUUGAUUUCUCACAUUUUAUACGAAACUAAACUUGGAAUUUUUCCAUGAAACAUUUCACUUUCAAUAACCACUGAUUUUGUUAAAACUGGUGUUUUCUACUGCAUACUGAACGAACGUGGGUAAGAGUGACGUUUAGCAUAUAUUUGUGAUUGGCAAGACAUUUUCAUCAAUUAAGGCAUCUAUUAAAAACGAGAACAAGACUAUGAACCCAUUUAAAGAGUUUGAAGAAAACAUAGCAAAUGCACUUAAAGCGGCUUUAUUUGCCAUUGAAGGAAAGGAUCAAUUUGAUUGGUGUAUCGAUAAUGUAAAGGAAUUAAUGCUUGAAUGCGCCCGUCAACAAUUUGAAAUGAGUCUGAAGUUACAUUUGAAUCUAGUAAAACUAGUUGAAAAUAUACAAUGCGAUGGACCAUCAUCUAAUUUUAAAUUGGAUCUUGAAGCUGUCAUUCAAUCAGUUGUUAAUCGAUUGACAUCGACAAUGAACCUACCGGCAAAAAUUUCCAAAUGUUUGACACACGAAAAGAACGACGAGCAAAUGACGACAAUUUCUUCAUUAGAAAAUACGGGAAGUGCAUGCUCAUGUAGUAGUGAAAACUUGUUUAACUUGUGAAGAAAAUUCUUUUCGCUAGUGGACUGACACAAUGCGUUUUUGAUGGCAUGCCGACUAUGUAACUUUUAAAUCGAAGUAAAUAAAUAUAAAACCA
This is a messenger RNA of Contarinia nasturtii (swede midge), 759 nucleotides long. RefSeq lists its product as uncharacterized. NCBI's taxonomy places the organism in Eukaryota, Metazoa, Arthropoda, Insecta, Diptera, Cecidomyiidae. The transcript is spliced from 4 exons. The coding region runs from base 261 to 665 and encodes 134 amino acids. The record is from RefSeq and is a predicted model, not a curated record.